AUGAGGAGCUUUGCAAUCGUCUGCCUAUCCAUAUAUUACGGUACUGUGAAGAUUGAUAGGUUGCACGGGAUCUGGGAAGACCUCUGGUCUGGCCUCAAGACGGCAUCAGGUCCACAUUCAGCCACACAUCAGAUACAGCCCUCCGAUACAAUAUAUAUUGAGGGCUCAUGCAUUACUAUAGUCGAUACCCCAGGACUCGACGACACAACGAUGACGAGCAAUGAAGCGUUUGGUAUACUUGUGGAUUUCUUGAUUCGUCAAUUUGACAAGAAUGAACCCUUUCAUGGCGUUAUCUUAAUGCACCGCAUCUCCGAUAACAGGAUCGGAACGUCCACGCGGCAGCACUUCCGAGUGUUCCAGGAGCUGUGCGGACAUGAUGCGCUCAGGAGCUGUGCGGUCGUUUUCAAUAUGUGGGAUACAGUCAGAUCUGACAUCCGUAAUGCGCGCGAGGCAGAGCUCUGUCACAGAGACGUCUUCUUGGGCCGCGCUGUCUCCUCUGGGGCUCACGUCUUCCAUCACGACAAUACCGAGGAGUCCGCCCGCAAGAUUCUGAGGCACUUCGCAAAGAGAGACCCGAUAACAUUAUUGCUUCAGCACGAGCUUCUCAUGCACCCGUACAACACAAGCGUACGAUUGGCCUUACUGGGCGACAGAAUCAAAUCACCCCGAGGAGGCGUGGCGGCGCGAUGCAGCACAAUCAGGACACCGGGACAGAAAGAAGGGGAGACAGAGCCCGAUUAUCGCGCGGCGCGAACACACAACCACAUCCACCUCGCUACUGGAAAUCGCGGAUCCUUCACAGCAUGGCCUCAUUAUCAGAUUCCAAAUGCCACGGCGUCAGCAGUAGCGCGCUACCGGGAGUGCAAAAGGUCGUCCACAAGCCAGAUACAUGAAUGUCUUAGCCAGGUCCUGGUAGUCGAUGGCGGCCAGAAGCGUUUCGGUUUCCCGCUGUAUCCGAGCCGUUAA
Molecule: messenger RNA, 966 nt
Organism: Postia placenta MAD-698-R-SB12
Lineage: Eukaryota; Fungi; Basidiomycota; Agaricomycetes; Polyporales; Adustoporiaceae
Exons: 6
Coding region: 1-966 (321 amino acids)
Source: RefSeq, a predicted model, not a curated record